AUGAUACUAGACAAGAUAACCUAUCCAAGCGGAGUGGAAGUGGAGGAAGGCAAUGAGAUCACUCCAACACAAGCGAAGGAUCAGCCCACUGUGUCGUGGGACACUGAGCAGAAUGCCUUCUACACCAUCGUUAUGACUGACCCUGAUGCGCGAAUCCGUGAAUGGCAACACUGGCUGGUGGGCAACGUUCCUGGAUCGGACGUUUCUAAAGGCGACGUCCUCUCCGCACACGUGGGAGCUGGACCAACACUAGGCACCGGUCUGCACCGAUACGUCUUCCUUGUCUACAAGCAGCCGGACAAGAUUGAAUUCGACGAGGAGCGCCUGACUAACACUUCCGCUAAAGGGCGCGAUGGUUUUUCGAUUGCAAAAUUUGCGGAAAAAUACAACCUUGGCAACCCAGUCGCCGGCAACUUCUACCAGGCGCCGUAUGACGACUACGUACCCUUGCUCCACAAGCAACUUGGCGAAUAA
Molecule: messenger RNA, 474 nt
Organism: Parnassius mnemosyne (clouded apollo)
Lineage: Eukaryota; Metazoa; Arthropoda; Insecta; Lepidoptera; Papilionidae
Source: the annotation of a GenBank genome assembly